AAAUUCAUUCAAUCAUGAAACAUAUCAUGAUGGAGAUACGAAACUAACCCUGUCGACACCUCUUUGACCAUUAUCAGUCCAAGCUCCAUAGCUUUGAAAUACACGUGACCAACGGACCGAAGCUUUUGGGUCAUCGCGAACCCAAUUGGACCCCAGCCAGAACAAAAAAGCACGUUUGCCCACAACCGUUGAAUGAGUGAACAAGAAAAGCUGGAGAAACGCAGGCAACGACGGCAGCAAAAGAUCAUGGCUGCUGCCGGUGAUCGUCUUAGUCGGAUAACUGGUACAGCAUAUCCUGAUCGAUUGACUCCUUCACCAGUUCCAUCUCCUUCGAACUCGACUACCUCCAUUAAGAGUGUACAAAAUAUAGAAAACCAAAGGGUUCGAGCUAGCUCACCGCUGGAAACGUCAUCGUCCACCCCCACCAGCCGCAACUCACCGGAUCCAAAUGUAUUACAGCUUCCUCGCCGUGGAAGUCACCUUGACCCUGAUGAUAGCCUGGGAGCCCCUCCAUCCUCCGCAUCUAGCAGUCAGUUGGCAGAACAUUUUCCUGGAGAAGACGAAGCCAAUGCACGCAUAUAUCAGGAUCAAAUGGCGGCAAUACAGCGUAUGAUGGGUAUGGGUGGACCUGGCUCAUCUCCGUUUGGUGACAUACCUGGUGCACCAGGCAUGUUUGCUGCAUCUUCAUCGCAACAGGAUCCCAUGUCCUCGUUCCCCUUCAAUCCUGCGAUGAUGGCGGGUAUGCAGCCGGUUCAAACAACGCCUGAUACGACUGCCAAGUAUUGGACACUGGCUCAUUUUGUCACCAUGGCAAUGCUGGGCAUUUAUGCUGUCAUCACCGAGUUCAAGACAAAUGGGCGCUCUCAUUUUGCAAAUCUUAUUCUCAGCAAGGAGCCUGACAGUCCAUUCUCCUCUAGUUUGGCGUUUGUAAGUACCAGCCCGAGAAAUUGGUCACAACGGCAAAAGCAACUUUUGUAUGCUAACCACUCGCCUCUGUCUGCACAGCCCUUGUUCUGGUAUUUUGUAACGCUAGAGUUGAUAUUACAAUCUUCCAGACUAUUUUACCAAAAUGGUCAGCCACCGUCGUCUUCCAUGCUCGGUACCAUAGCCGGAUUUCUUCCCCCACCAUUUUCCACUGGCAUCCUGCUGUUCUUGCGAUACAGUUUGAUAUGGAAAUGCCUCGUCAAUGACUGUUGUUUGCUCGUGUUUAUCAUAGGCAUGGCUCAGCUCGCAUCUGCCGUUUUGGGCUGAAGAAUUAACCUGGUCUCCACCACCACAACAAAAAACAAAUGUAGAAAAUGAAUUUGAAAUCAUAAUAAUAAAGCGCCGGUCAGUCUAGCCUCGCCUUAUAAUUUCUUGGAUCGGAUCAUCACCGAGCGUACGAAUGCUGCAAAAAGAAAGGAUGUAUUUGCAAUUGGGGUGUGUCUAUGAUAGUAGGUAAAUGUUGUAAACAGGUAAGAAACAAUAUACAGGAUGAGAAAAA
This is a messenger RNA of Umbelopsis ramanniana AG, 1483 nucleotides long. RefSeq lists its product as uncharacterized. The record is from RefSeq and is a predicted model, not a curated record. Gene Ontology annotation, biological process: retrograde vesicle-mediated transport, Golgi to endoplasmic reticulum. The coding region runs from base 193 to 1251 and encodes 352 amino acids. NCBI's taxonomy places the organism in Eukaryota, Fungi, Mucoromycota, Umbelopsidomycetes, Umbelopsidales, Umbelopsidaceae. The transcript is spliced from 3 exons.